Andrographis paniculata is the source of this 1211-nucleotide messenger RNA. RefSeq lists its product as uncharacterized. The coding region runs from base 27 to 812 and encodes 261 amino acids. The record is from RefSeq and is a predicted model, not a curated record. NCBI's taxonomy places the organism in Eukaryota, Viridiplantae, Streptophyta, Magnoliopsida, Lamiales, Acanthaceae. The transcript is spliced from 3 exons.
UUUCUCUCUCUUCUCGUACAUGAUGAAUGCACACAGCACACAUAUCUCCCUCGCAUCGUUGUGAGCGGUGCCCUCUCUCUCUCCUCUCUCUCUCUCUCUCUCCCUCUCACCUUCUACGCUUCCUUUUUCUCGUUCUAUCGCUCAAUCUGCAGCCCCGCCGGCGGCCGGAUUCCCUCUCCAAAAAUUCGCCGGACACCAAGGGUAGUGUUAACUACACGCAUGCCUUGAUUCUGAUGGCGACGCCGCCGCUGAAAUCGCAGCCAUUGCACAACUUCUCCUUGCCCCACCUCAGAUGGGCGCACAAGUCUUCCUCCUCUACAUCCCCCGCCGCUUCGCACCACCACCGCUUCCGACGCGCCGGCGAAUCGCCCGAUCACCACCACACCGAACAAAAGGAACAAUCUCCGCGGCGGAACGCCGCUUCAUCCUUGGAGGACGAGGUCAAGCCGUGGAACUUGCGGCCGAGGAAGGAGAUCGUCAGAGCGGCGCCGCCGCCGCCGCCGCAGAACUUCUCCGGUAAAGCAACCGCCGACGAGACUAAUGAUGCGAAACUGAACUCCUCCGCCGGCAACGGAGUGAAGUCGCAGAGACUCAGAGGCUCCUCCGGAGCUGAGCGUAGGGCUAAGAGGAGGCUCUGGAUUUCGCUCUCUAGGGAAGAAAUUGAGGAAGACGUUUACGCUUUAACCGGCGGAAAACCUGCCCGGCGGCCUCGAAAGUGGCCGAGAAACGUCCAGAAACAGCUCGAUAGCGUGUUUCCAGGAUUGUACUUGGUUGGAGUUGCAGCUGACUCUUAUCGAGCUAUGAUGAUUUGAGACGGUGGGAUUUGGCUAUGGAUGCUGGACAGCAACAGAGUUAUACAGAUGAAAGUGUGAAAGAAGAAUAGGGACAGAAUCGAACUAGGUUAAUAUCGACAUAUGACACUAGACUUUUCUUUCGAGGAUUGGUUCUUUGUGUUAUCUAUACUCUAUAAAGUCUAUUGGGGAAAUAAAUGAUAUUUUCCUUCGAUUAUGCUAUAAGCUUUUGUUGUCGAAAAAAUUGGUUAACCUUUAUUGGAAUGUGAUUUGGGGAAUGUGCUGUAGAAAUUGAAGUGAAUUGAUAUUGCUCGCGUUCUGGUUUCACUAUGAGGUUUUUGGUGAAUUUAGUUCGAUUAGGAUCUUAAAGAGCUUUCCAUUCGACCGUGAGUGUUCUCGUGUUGUAGAAUCGAGUCCUAU